This is a messenger RNA of Malurus melanocephalus (red-backed fairy wren), 2010 nucleotides long. RefSeq names its product autoimmune regulator-like. Lineage: Eukaryota; Metazoa; Chordata; Aves; Passeriformes; Maluridae. Gene Ontology annotation, molecular function: DNA binding; DNA-binding transcription factor activity, RNA polymerase II-specific; translation regulator activity. Gene Ontology annotation, cellular component: cytoplasm; nucleus. The transcript has 8 exons. The coding region runs from base 186 to 1853 and encodes 555 amino acids. Gene Ontology annotation, biological process: humoral immune response; regulation of transcription by RNA polymerase II. The record is from RefSeq and is a predicted model, not a curated record.
CGGAGCUGGCGGUGCGGGCGUGGCGCGGUGACAAGCGCAGCCGUGCGCCAGGGACCGGCUCAGGUUACGGCUUCCUACAGAAAUGAGUGGGGCUGCGGGAGCCCCAUGGGGUUUCUGGUGCCGGGGCCAAGGCCUAUUAAAGGGCAGUGUCCGGGCGGCCGCGGGCUCCGGCAGCGUCGCAGGGUAUGGCGGGGCCGGGCGGUGACGGGGACCUGCGGCGCCUGCUGAAGUUGCACCGCACCGAGAUCGCCAUGGCGGUGGACGAUGUCUUCCCGCUGCUGCACGGCCUGGCUGACCACGAUGUCGUCCCAGAGCACAUGUUCACGGUGAGGCUGUGGAGCGGGUCAGGACGGUCGCGCUGCGGGAGCCGGGGCCGGAGGGCAGCCCGGGACCUUGGGCCGCGCUGUGGCCGGCAGGAGACGCUGAGCCGGACGGAGCGGGAGGGCUCCCACCGYGCCUUCCAUGCGCUGCUCACCUGGCUGCUGGGGCGCGACACUGCCGCCCUCCGCGACUUCUGGGCCGUCCUCUUCAAGGAUUACAACCUGGAGCGGUACUCCCGGCUGCGGCCCCUCCGCGGCACCUUCCCCAGAGAGGUGGAGCUGGGGCGGCAGCGCCGUGGAAGGCGUCUCUCCCCCAGCCCCACGGCACCAGCCUCACACAGACCUCAAGGCAAAAGAAAAGCCCCUGAGGAGCGGGACAGGGCCCGGGUGGCACAGCCCUCUCCCCGGCACAGCGCCAGUCCUGGUAUGGAGACCCAGAGCAGGAUGGAGAUGGGGCGGGGUGCUGCUGCURUGCCCCCCCGAUCCCAUCCUCUCAAUGCCGCAGGGCCCCURCUGAAGGCAAAGACUGUGAAGAAGYCAGAGGGCACAGACACCCCCCGCUCCUCUCGUGCCAGUGCCCUGCAGGCAGUGACUGCCUCCGUGCAGAGACCAGUGGCCGUGGCGGGUGGUGARGUGCCUGUCAGCCAUGUGGCCAUCGAGGGCAUCCUCAUUAAACAUGUGCUGGAACCAGGUAGGUUAGCCUGGCCACCUUCUGCCCAGUUUAGUCCCCAAAUUCAGGCRCCAUCCUCAGGCAGGGGGAGGGGGAAAGGACAGACCCUGCCACAGCCAUGGCUUCAGCCUGUGGGGGUGGCAGUGACCCCCUGCCCACUCCCCUGGGGACAGGAGAACGAGGAUGAGUGUGCAGCAUGUGGGGAUGGCGGUGAGCUCAUCUGCUGUGAUGGCUGCCCCAGGGCCUUCCACCUUGCCUGCCUGGUGCCGCCGCUGCCCCGUGUCCCCAGCGGGACGUGGCGAUGUGGCUCUUGUGUGGACAGCAUGGCUGAGCCGGGCCAGCUGCUGGAGGCAGACUUGGCUGCGGAGAGACCCCCUGAAACCCUGGGGGAGGCAGUGGGGGACCUGCCACCCAGCAGAGCACAGGGGAGCGUCUGCAGCCACUGCUGCGCCCAAAUCCCCACCUCUCGACAGUGUGCUGCUCCCAGUGGGGACCCCAGGGGCUCUGCCCUGACAGUCUGUGUCACCCCGAUGGUGCAGGGAGCUGCAGCGGUGCACACGCUGCACRGGCACCCUGGACACAAGUGGCCUGGGCACCAGCACGGCAGCUGGACACCAGCUGCUCCCGGCAGCCAAGGGUACAGGGACGCUGGCAGGACAUCUCUCCUCCCACAGGCAGAGGAGGGAGCCCUCGGCAGUGACCCUGUGCUGAGCCGAGACGAGCUUGAUGCUCUCCUGGGCGAGAGCACCUGGGAUGGGAUCCUGCAGUGGGCAUUUCAGAGCAUGGCACAGCCCCUCACGGACACCCAAGGACUCCUCGCCCAGCACACAGAGCCAGCAGCAGCUCUACAUCACAGCCUGUGAGCAAACAGCCUCUGGGGCAGCUGUACAACAGAACAAACACAGGCAUCACGGAAGUCCCUAAAAAGCUCACAUCAUGGACAUCACAGCCCAAGAGAACACCAAAAAAUGAUAGGAACAAAGGAAAAUGGAAGGUAGCAGACAGAGACCAUUAACAUAA